Molecule: messenger RNA, 1882 nt
Organism: Scatophagus argus
Lineage: Eukaryota; Metazoa; Chordata; Actinopteri; Scatophagidae
Gene: slc25a43
Product: solute carrier family 25 member 43
Exons: 5
Coding region: 184-1218 (344 amino acids)
Biological process (GO): transmembrane transport
Source: RefSeq, a predicted model, not a curated record
GACCCAACUCACCUCCUGCACUGUCACAUGUCACAUAACAUCGCUGGUUAGCACAGGAGACGUAUACCUCGUCGGCCUCUAUAUUUAGAUGUCUAACUUGCGUAAACAAAUCCUUUCGCGUCCCUCGGAGAAAAUCGAAAUCAUCGCAGUAGCCGGACAGCUCAGAGGAAGGCCCAAACAGUGAUGGCCUCCGUUAAAAAAGACAACAGACUGACGAGGUCUCAAAGCUUUAUGUGCGUCGGUUUCGCCGGAUUUUUCAGUAAAACCGUCACGUCGCCUUUGGAGGUGGUUAAAAUUAAAAGUCAAGUGGGCACUUUUCAUUCUAAGAGGGGCUUCUUGCAAAGUUUUAUUUUGAUCUACCAGAAUGAGGGACUUCGAGGAUUUUGGAAAGGAAAUCUCGCCUCUUGUCUCCGGUUGUUCCCCUACACUGCAGUUCAUCUCACAACGUACAAAAGGAUAGUCCACCUUCACAUGGAUGAGGUGGGCUUCAUCUCACAAUGGAGAGCCAUAUUGGCUGGUGGACUGGCUGGCGUCACUGCCGCCCUGGUCACGUACCCUCUGGAGGUGGCAGAAACCAGGCUCAUCGUUCAGAACUGCAGGCAGCCCACAUACACCGGCGUAGUUCACACUCUGUCAAAGAUCUACGGGAGUGAAGGGCUGCUCGCUCUCUACAGGGGCUUUUCCCUCACUUUGUUGGGUGCUUUUCCCUUUUCUGUUGGGUGCUAUGUGGUCCACAUGAACUUGGACAAGCUCUGGCAGGAGCCUCCUUUUCGCUUCAGUCCCCUCCAGAACUUCAUUAAUGGCUGCCUGGCGGCAGGCGUUGCCCAGACUCUCUCCUACCCUUUUGAAACCGUAAAGCGGAAGAUGCAGGCGCAGAGUGCCCGUCUCCCCCACUGUGGUGGAGUCGACGUCCAUUUCAGUGGAAUGAUCGAUUGUUUCAUGCAGGUUGUUAGAAACAAGGGCGUCCUCUCAUUGUGGAACGGCCUCACUGCCAACACAGUCAAGAUUAUUCCAUACUUUGGCCUUCUUGUCAUGUGCUGUGAGAUGUGUAAGCAGAUUUGCCUUUACCGCAACGGUUACAUCGUCUCGCCCCUGAGCUACAAACUUGCACCGGGAGUCGACCAGAGCCUCGGGCCGUACGAGCUGGAAGAGGUGAAGCGCUACUUGAGAAACAGGAACUUUGGGUCAGGGGAAUCGUCUUUGGGAAACCGCUGGUGACAUGAGAAGAUGUCGUGUGGAAAAGUAUUGACUGCUGACCUCACUUGACCAGCAAAAUGAGUUAUUCAGAGGCUUUUGUGCGUGUAAUAAUUACGUAACAUUUUGUUUCAGGCUUCAUAUUAGGUAUAAACUUGCAUUCACACAGUCCUGUUAGCAAAGGUCUACCUCUUGCAGAGUAUCGUUAUUUUAUCGACCAGUAUUGUUUGUUGGAUUGUUUGGAUUUUAUUUUCUCUCACAAUGUAAUGUAUUUCCAUUAUUGUUUUUUUCUUUACUGUGUGCCUUGAGUGUUAACUAUUUAUUUUGAGGCUCAUUUCCGUCACUGUGUCAUUGACAGCAAAUAGUGCCAUAAUUUAUUCUUAUAGGUUGCAAAUGCUCUUUUACUCUCUUUCAGCGAUAGAUUGUGUUUUUAGUGUACAGUGAAUGGAACAUUUUAAUGUUUUAUAAGUUUCAGUCGGUUAUGCGCAAUCAUGCACAAGUGCUAACAUGGCGUGUGAUGUGUGAAAUGUGCUUACAAAUGACAUAAAAUGACACAUAUUCCAGGACUUUGUAAGUCAAACUCAGUGAAAUGAUUUCAGUGAAAUUGUUAUGCUGUCAACUUCUAAACUACUUCUGAAAAGAAAAAAAAAAACACAUUUGUUUGUAAGAAACAUGUCCAGGUUUGGAA